Molecule: messenger RNA, 315 nt
Organism: Colletotrichum abscissum
Lineage: Eukaryota; Fungi; Ascomycota; Sordariomycetes; Glomerellales; Glomerellaceae
Exons: 1
Coding region: 1-315 (104 amino acids)
Source: RefSeq, a predicted model, not a curated record
AUGGGUGGUGUGCAUCACGACCAUCGACCUGGCAGGACCUGGGCCUUGUCUGGCGGCCUGGCCUUGUCCCCCAUCUCCACUUUCUUUGGGCUCCCCUGGAUGGUGCACCUGCUUGGUGCUUGGUGCCUGCCCUUUCACAUCCUUGUCUGCCUUGGCCGCCCUGGCCCGUCCUGGUCUGGUUCCCUCCUCCCCCCCUCUCUCCUCCACCUUCCACCCACCCCCGUCUCCUGCCUAUCCGUUCCAUUGCGAGUGUCUCCUGCCACUGCAUUGCUCCUGCUUCAGUGGACUCUCUCUCAAACUGGCAGCAGCGACUGA